Molecule: messenger RNA, 1438 nt
Organism: Labrus mixtus (cuckoo wrasse)
Lineage: Eukaryota; Metazoa; Chordata; Actinopteri; Labriformes; Labridae
Product: carbonyl reductase [NADPH] 1-like
Exons: 7
Coding region: 109-936 (275 amino acids)
Molecular function (GO): carbonyl reductase (NADPH) activity
Source: RefSeq, a predicted model, not a curated record
CCUUCUUCUCCCUUUUUUCCCUCCCAGUUUCCUUCUUCAACGAUUCACUCCUCGCUGCAGCCUCAACACAGCAAAGGUUCACUCAGCUCUACGGAAUCAGCCAAAAACAUGUCUACAAAGGUUGUCUUGGUUACGGGCAGUAACAAGGGCAUCGGCCUCGCUAUCGUUGAUGCUCUCUGUCUGCAGUUUAAAGGAGAGGUUUAUCUCACCGCCAGAGACGCCGGCCGUGGUCAGGCGGCAGUGGAGUCUCUGGCCUCAAAGGGACUGAAGGCAAACUUUCACCAGCUGGACAUCGACGACCUGAACAGCAUCAAGGCUGCUGCUACUUACUUUAAAGACAAGUAUGGAGGAGUGGACGUCCUCGUCAACAAUGCUGGGAUAGCAUUCAAAGUGGCAGACACGGCUCCAUUUGCAGUCCAGGCCGAGGUGACUCUCAAGACAAACUACUUUGCCACCAGAGACAUGUUGACUCACUUCCUGCCGAUCGUGAAAGCUGGAGGUCGCGUGGUGAAUGUCUCCAGCUUUGUCAGUGUCCGUGCUCUGAACCAGUGCAGCUCGGCUCUGCAAGAGCGUUUCCGCAGCGAGGACAUCACUGAGGAGGAACUGUCAGGACUGAUGCAAACAUUUAUAGAUGGGGCCAAGAAGGGAGAACACAAGCAGGGCGGCUGGCCUGACACGGCCUAUGGAGUGUCCAAAACUGGACUGACGGCCCUGUCCAUUAUUCUGGCUCGUCGCCUGUCCAAGGAGAGACCAAAUGACGGGAUCUUGCUGAACGCCUGCUGUCCAGGCUGGGUGCGAACAGACAUGGCAGGUCCAAAAGCCCCAAAGUCACCAGAGGAGGGCGCUGAAACGCCGGUCUACCUGGCACUGCUGCCUCCUGGAGCCACAGAGCCUCACGGAAAGUUUGUUUCUGAUAAAACAGUUCAGACGUGGUAGAAGACCAAAGAAAUAGAGAGUUUGAUUAAGUGUGAGCAUAUCUACAAAAACACCUAAAUGCCAAAAACUUGCAUAGAGAACAGUUUUGUCCACAUUUUACAAAAAAUCAAACAAGCAUAACAGAAUCUGGAAAAACUAAUUCACAUGGCUGCCAUUUAAAUUAGCUUACACAUGUGGUGGACAUGGCAAACAUUAUUACUCAGAGAAUUCCAGGGAUCCCUAUUAUGUGUUAUGCAUUAUGGGAUAAGAAUAAUUAAGCAGAUUGCUGCUUGAGUCUGGCGUAUCGCUAUGAUUAAAAAAAAAAAAAAAAAUUAAAAACUUCUCCGAUGUUACCUAACCUUUAUAUGUAGACGUUUUUUAUACAUGCUAUAAGGAAAACUUGUCUUAGCCGGUAGAAACCUAAUGUUAUGAAAUCAUUGGAAAACAGUAUGCUUUUCUGUCAAAACAUUUACGGUAUGACUUUUCUUUCAUAACAAAAACAAUAAAGGAAUUACAAAUCAAA